CGGAAUGUGCGGCUUCUGCAAUUCGUAAUUGCGCAUACUUAUCUAUCGCUCGCUCGCAUUCGAACGAUUUCCGCGCGACGACGAGAACACGCAGGCACACGUCGGGGCGCGGUAUAGUCAGCGCUUUUAAACGGCGGUCGUUGGAUCGAUUUUUCCUCUGCCACCUGUGUACUGUCACACAGUCGACCGCACACUCAUACAUAGAGAAAGGUAAAAGCUGUGUGCGGGGGCUAAUGGCAAGGUGAAGUCGAGCUCGUGCAGUACGCCGCCGUAAUUCGGUGGCAAGGUGCCGCGCGUCGUCGGGAGAACGGGCUUACUCGCUUCCGCGCUUCAUGCGCUCACGCAUAAUUAAAAAUAAAUGAUCGCGUGGAACUGCGUACCGACCACGGCCGUUAUCUGACGCGUUCGAGUUUAUUCGCGGUUUCUCUAAAACAAAAAAGGAGCGGACGUUCCCGCAUUUUUUAUCGCGGAUGGUGUAACGCGCGGUUACCUCGGCGCGCGUUGUCAUUCCCUUUAAUAUUACAAUUAAUCGGGAUUCCUGUGCCACUCUCGUUCGGAUUGUAAAUACACGGGCAUAUCGGCGCGUACUUACCCACCUGUUCAUCGGAGGACGGGGGGGAAAAACACUACCACGUUCAUGGUGACGUCAAUCGGAUAACUCGCUCGUACUUCGCAUUCGAGGAAAAGCGAUGAUCGUUCGCACGGGAAGCGUGAAGCGAAAUUUAGUAGGCGUCGAGAAACGUUCCCUUUCCGGUACGAAAGCUUCCCCGAGAUCCUCUUCGCUGAUAAGGCAAACUACAGAACGAAGUUUCACUUCUGAACGAUGAAAUUUAAGCAUCGAUCGAGAGAACUUUAAUUCUUUAAUUGUUUUCGUUCUCUUAUAUCGAUGUGAAAGCGUCGGGGGACUCGAGGGGGUGAACUUACGGAUGUGUUCGCGGAAGAGGGUCUAUCGUCGGCGGAAAAUACGAUAAUGCUCGCUCCGCGACGCGAGCAGCUCGCGAAGGACUUUCGCGAUUUGUGAAAAUCACGAUAUUGAUAAAAAUUCGUCAUGAAGUGGAAGAGAGGACCGUGCGAGUUUCUGUCGCAGAAAACAUUCCUCAUAAUAAAGGAUGACUUGGAUAUUUCGAAAGAUACGACCGACGCGACUAAGACAACAAGCGGCAAGAAGGCAGCGUCGAAAAAUGCGGCGCACACCGGCACCUGGCCGCCGAAGGUGAAGCGCGUGAUGUUCCGCGAGGAGGAGCCGGAGAGGCCGAAGACGGCGAAUCUCACGAAGCCGAGUGUGCUGGACCCCGCGCUCGUGGACAAGCUCGACAUGUCGUUGCUCAGUAAGGAAUUGCUCUGCGACUCGAUGACGCGUUUCCAUCGGUCGGCCACGAACGGCAAGCCGGUCAGUGGGGGCACGACAUCGUCGUCGUCAUCGUCAUCGCUGUCGUUGCUGCUGCCGUCGCCGCCGUCGACGACACGGCGACGCAAGAGCGCCGCCGUCAACAUCGCGACGACCACCACCUGGCCGUCUCACGACGGCGUUCCAGUGUGUCGUCAGCGACGGAGCUUCGAGCAGAUUCACGAGCCGCGGGUCGCAGCGGGCCAAAUGGAGGAGAUCGACGGAUCGCGAUCGUCCGCCGGAAGUCGGAAGGCCACGUCGCCUGCAGCCGCCGCGACGCUGGAGCAUGCGUCCGCCAAACAACGGAACUUCGACAACAGGAGGCUCGACGAUAACAAUAAUAAAAACAGUCCGCCCAAAAUGCUGUCGACGGUGAAGAAGAAGAACUCGCGGACCGGUCUACCGAAUGAUUUGGAAAUAUUCACUGCCGCCGGGAACACGUCGGCGAAAAGCGCGCCGGAGCCCUGCAAGUCCUGCGGACGUCCGGAUCAACCGGAAAGAUUUCACAGUCAUCCGAAGGGCAGUCAGACCAAAAUCAAGGAUCUCCCGACGCCGACGACGAAACCGAAGCCCGCGGUGCCGGCGGUACCAAAGUCCACGCAGAAGCCGGUGGCGAUGAACUUCCGCAGCGACCGGAACAAGAAUAAGCUGGAUGAGGCCGAGGCGAGGUCGAAUCCUCAGAACUAUCCCUCUCAGGACGCGGAUCAGACGCAGGGCAGAUUGUUGUCCGCGCCGGGCAGACGGGGCCCCAGGAGCAUCACGUGCUACGUGUGCGGUCGGGAAUUCGGCACCGCCAGCUUUCCCAUACACGAGCCCAAGUGCAUGGAGAAAUGGGAGCGUGAGAAUAAUAUGAUGCCUGCGUCUCAAAGACGGCCCAGACCGCAAAGACCCACAGUUGCGAUCGAGACCAACGAGUGGAACGCAGCCGCAUGGGAACAGAGUCAGGAGCAAUUAGUUCCGUGUGCGAAGUGUGGGAGGACGUUUUUGCCGGAGCGCUUGCCGGUCCACGAGAGAAGCUGCAAAGCCGUGCCGAAGAAUAACGAACGACUGGCCACGGCGACGAUCUCGCGUAAUGGGCCGCCCACUGUUCCAUGUCGUGUCUGCGGUCGAAGAUUCGGUACUAGAAGCAUCAAGAUUCACGAGCCGCAGUGCAACAGGCGAUGGCAGGCGCAGAGCGAUUCGAGCCAGCAGGAACGUCCAGCCUCCUACAGGCAGCAAUCAGCCAGCAGUGGACAGGAAAAUUCAUCGUCGAUGUAUCCAGAAGUGCCGCAAAAGAAAACAGUUACGUGUUACAUCUGUGGCCGAGAUUUCGGAUCCUCCAGUAUCGCCAUUCACGAGCCCCAGUGCUUGAAGAAGUGGCAUGCCGAGAAUGACAAGCUGUCGCCGGCUCGAAGAAGGAAGGAGCCGCAAAAACCUGAAAUUAUAUACAUACAGGAUCCCCACACAGGUGAUAAGGUGGUCGACCAGACAGCGACGGCGGAGGCCAACUGGAUGACGCAUCUAAGCCAGCUGGUGCCCUGCAAGCACUGCGGCAGGACCUUCAAUCCCGAACGCGUGGAGAUUCAUGAGAAGAGCUGCAAAGGGAAGAGUUAAGAGUCUGUCGAUUCUCACUCACGUUUUUAACGUCAGAAUAUAUUACGCUAAUCAAGUAUCGCUUGUAUUUCAAUUCUAGAAGUGAUUCUGUGGUUUUAUAUGAAUAUCAAAUUUAUUUAUAUAUAUAUAUAAUAUCGACUUGUGUAACAUAUAGCUUUCAUAUGAAGAUUCACAAUUUUUUUACUUGAAACUUGCUUCUAUUUAGAUUAACUUUGUUAAUUGACAGAUGACAUGUUAUAUUGAUAAAAUAAUUCGCGAUUUUCUGUUUCGUGGAAGCACUUGGACUGUAAAAGUGAGCGAUAAUCUAAGACUUAAUUAAUAUAUAAUAUACGGCACUCGACGUGCACUUUGCGUGAAUACACAAAUGUUGUUAGACGUUACGGAUCAGCGCAUAGUUAUAACGCAAUUUAAAUUGAAUCAAUUACACAAAUUAAUUAUCAAUUUAUUGUAUAUACGUGUCCGGGGUUAUCUCCACUCAGCCGGUUCGCGGUACCGAUUCAUUUCGUCGAUAUUGACAUCCUAGAUCUGUUCCUUGUAGCUGCGUUGUGUAAGUUGUGUUGUACAUUUUGUACCUAAAAAAAUAUCAAUUAGACAAUCGAGAGAGAGAGAGAGAGAGAGAGAGAGAGAGAGAGAGACAGGUUACAACGAGAAACUCGACAUCGAGCGAUAAUUCGCAAUAUUGUCUUUGUAACUGCAGCUCAAACGAGAAAGUUUUUUUACAAAAUAAAGUCAAAGAAGGAACUCACACACA
This is a messenger RNA of Wasmannia auropunctata (little fire ant), 3731 nucleotides long. Its product is annotated as zinc finger protein 474-like. Bases 1049 to 2980 code for a protein of 643 amino acids. The transcript is spliced from 8 exons. The record is from RefSeq and is a predicted model, not a curated record. NCBI's taxonomy places the organism in Eukaryota, Metazoa, Arthropoda, Insecta, Hymenoptera, Formicidae.